Messenger RNA from Euleptes europaea (tarantolino), 522 nucleotides. RefSeq names its product mitochondrial ribosomal protein L42 (gene MRPL42). Gene Ontology annotation, cellular component: mitochondrial large ribosomal subunit. Bases 43 to 483 code for a protein of 146 amino acids. The transcript has 5 exons. The record is from RefSeq and is a predicted model, not a curated record. Lineage: Eukaryota; Metazoa; Chordata; Lepidosauria; Squamata; Sphaerodactylidae.
UCCAGACGACUUCUUGAAGUACCACUGGUUUUAUCUGCUAGUAUGGCUGUAGCAUCCAGAAGGGCUGUGUUCACUAUUGUGGGAACGUGUUUCAAAUCAUUCACUAGGCAAUCUCUGGCAUUUGACUCAGCUGUGUAUUGUUCUUGCUACAAAUCUACAUAUUCAGCUCUUCCGGAUGACUACAACUGCAAAGUGGAACUUGCUGUGACAUCAGAUGGAAAGACCAUAGUUUGCUAUCACCCUUCGGUGGACAUUCCAUAUGAGCACACAAGACCCAUUCCAUGGCGAGAUCCAGUUGAUUUUAUGGCCGAAACACACAAUCAAGUGCUAAAAUCUAAGUUGGAAGUAGAAGAGCUCAAGAACAAGAAAGGUCCUACAAUUGAGGAACUUAGUAAAAUGUUUUAUACAACAAAACAUCGCUGGUAUCCAGUGGGGCAGUACCAUACUAGACGCAAGAAAACCAAUACUCCCAAAGACCGGUGAACAGGAGAGUGUAUGUCUUGCUUUAUGUUUCCUGUCAUU